CCACCCGGAAGUAGUCGGUUGAACCACAGCCAGCGUAUGCUAACGUUUCAUCUGUAUCGCUCACUAUCUGCUCUUUCAGAGCACAAACAUGUAAUUUAAACCCAAGUUAUAGUCACGUUUAGCCGAGAUUUAUCUAAUAACCUUUUCGUAGACGGCUUAAUGGUGUCAAUAGUUUCAGCCGAGGGGAAAAAAAGAAACUGCUAAUUUUCCGAUGGACGUAGCACUGAGCAUGUUCGCUUCGUAUUCACUAGUUUGACGUUAGUUCGGACAUGUAGCCUACUAGUGAAGACUUUGUGAAUUAUCUUUGAAUUUACUCUUUUCUUAAUGUCUCUCGCUGUAAUUCCUGCUCCAAAAGGGAACCGAGCUCUUACUCUCACGGCCUGGGUGUGUGUAUUAUUGGCAGGAUCUUUGCACUAGUUUUCUCUCACUAAAGUCCCAGUCACGUCACAGCAGAUAAGAAUAUAUGCGAUAUAAUAAGGAUUGACUCAAAAACAGGCGUUAAGGAUGAGUUUCUUCAGUUUUGGACAGAGUGCAGAGAUCGAUGUAGUCCUCAAUGACGCCGAGACGAGGAAGAAGGCUGAACACAAGACUGAAGAUGGCAAGAAAGAUAAAUAUUUCCUCUUCUACGACGGAGAGACCGUCAGUGGGAAGGUGAAUGUGACGCUGAAGAACCCCGGGAAGAGGCUGGAGCACCACGGCAUCAAGAUCGAGUUUGUGGGCCAGAUAGAGCUGUAUUACGACAGAGGAAACCAUCAUGAAUUUGUUUCCUUGGUGAAAGAUCUUGCGAGGCCCGGUGAAAUAACUCAGUCGCAGACCUUCGACUUUGAGUUCACCCAUGUUGAGAAACCCUACGAGUCCUACACAGGCCAGAACGUCAAGCUAAGAUACUUUCUUCGUGCCACGGUGGUAAGAAGACUAAAUGACAUCACAAAAGAGAUGGACAUUGUUGUCCACACACUGAGCACCUACCCUGAACUCAACUCCUCCAUCAAGAUGGAAGUUGGAAUUGAAGACUGUCUCCACAUUGAGUUUGAGUAUAAUAAAUCCAAGUAUCAUCUGAAAGAUGUAAUUGUUGGAAAAAUCUAUUUCCUGCUGGUGAGGAUCAAAAUAAAGCACAUGGAGAUCGACAUCAUCAAACGUGAGACAACAGGCACCGGCCCGAGUGUUUACCACGAAAAUGACACUAUUGCUAAAUACGAGAUCAUGGAUGGAGCACCAGUCAGGGGAGAGUCCAUUCCCAUCCGAUUAUUUCUGGCUGGCUAUGAUCUGACUCCGACCAUGCGAGACAUCAACAAGAAGUUCUCUGUGCGCUAUUACCUGAACCUGGUGCUGAUUGAUGAAGAGGAAAGACGCUACUUCAAACAACAGGAAAUCACGCUGUGGAGGAAAGGAGACGUGGUGAGGAAGAGCAUGUCCCACCAGGCCGCCAUCGCGUCUCAGAGGUUCGAGGGCUCGGCUGCGUCAGAGAGCGCACUGGAACAGGCUGCAAAGGAGGAGAGCGGCUAGAGCCGCCGCCCUGCUCUCACAGGAGUUGUCGGUGUCGGCGCGAGAGAGGCGGAUACCUGUCAACUGUGCAACAAAUGGAGAGUCAGCUGUUUUGUUUGUAGCCGCUGCUGGUAAAGGAAGGAAGAAGGGAGACAAAUGCACCCACUAAAACUGUGUGUCAAUUAUGAAACAGUUUGUAUGAGGCAUUCAGAGCGGCUUCAGGCUGCUCCUGUCCUUCCUCAUUCAUGCAUUUUAUUUUUCUGUAUGGAAAUCGAACUAAUCACCUGUCGCAGUGUCUGCUGAUAUGAAAUUCUUACAUUUUUAAAUCACGUUUGUUACAUUCUAACGCUUUUUUGGGAUAAGUUGAUUUUUUUUUUUGGGGUCACUUUGUUGUUAUAAAUAAAUUGUCAUAAAGUUUCAACAAGCAAAUCUCUUACAUUCCACAUUUAAUGAGUGCAUUCCUAACAUUGUUAUAAGAGUAAGAAAUAAGAGUUAACUUUGCAUUGCUUUAUCAUAUGGAGCACAUUUUUCUUGGUCAUUGCACAAAAAUAGUGAAAGUGGAGACCAGAAUAUUUUGUUCCCUUUUCUGGGCAAGAAGGCUAAAGUAUUAUCCCACGUAUUGUUUUCUUUCUUUUCUUUUUUUUUAGCUGUAAAUAAAACCAGUCAAACCUAUUAUCCUGUUCCAGCUUGUAUACAUUCACUAUUCAGUACACAGUGCUACAAUGACCUUUCAUGUCCAUGUGCUUUACCUCAUUCCAGUGGUGUUAGGAGAGGAUGUCAAAGUAUAUGUAUUAAGGUCUGAUUGUAUGGAGUCUUCUAUAUCCUCUUUAUUAGAGACUUGAAGUCGUGCCUAUGUGUAUUAAGCAAAUGAAAUUCUACUGCCUCUAACAUGAUUUUAGUCUUUUAACCAGAGAAAAAUUACUUAUUGACUUAUCUAUCUUUUGCAAAAUGCUAAUCAAGUACUCUGUUCCCAAAUGUCCAAUAAAUUGAUGCCAAAUGGAAAACAA
Cololabis saira (Pacific saury) is the source of this 2492-nucleotide messenger RNA. RefSeq names its product VPS26, retromer complex component B (gene vps26b). Gene Ontology annotation, biological process: retrograde transport, endosome to Golgi; intracellular protein transport. The coding region runs from base 505 to 1506 and encodes 333 amino acids. The record is from RefSeq and is a predicted model, not a curated record. Lineage: Eukaryota; Metazoa; Chordata; Actinopteri; Beloniformes; Belonidae. The transcript is spliced from 6 exons. Gene Ontology annotation, cellular component: endosome; retromer complex.